AUGGGCAUCCAGUCAGAUCCACCAAAAUCACUGUACGCAGCGCCUGGCAAUGCAGCUGAUAACAAUGUAAAAGUUCGCGACCAACUCCCACCAGAGACGGACCAACAUGGCUACCGAAUCAACGAGCAACCUAUGGGCACGAAAAGAAAAGUCAAAGUCAUUCUCAUGGGCGCAGGUGCAUCAUCCCUGAACUUCUUCAAGAAAGCCGAGGAAGAGAUGGAGGACCUGGAAAUGGUGUGCUAUGAGAAGAACCGCGACGUUGGUGGUACCUGGCUAGAGAACCGGUAUCCCGGAUGUGCUUGUGAUAUUCCGUCUGUCAACUAUCAAUUCUCGUGGAAGAUCAAACUCUGGUCCCACUACUACUCGUAUUCUCCUGAGAUCUGGGACUACUUGAAGUCAAUAGAGCGCGAGAACGACUUCAUCGCAAAAUACAUCAAGUUACGACACCGCUUAGAGCAUGUCGAGUGGGAUGAUGCAGCUGGUCUGUGGUGGUGUCGGGUUCGUGAUCUGGACAAGGACGUCGUGUUUGAAGAUAGUGCCGAGUUCUUCGUCAACGCUGGAGGCGUCUUGAACAACUGGAAGUGGCCGGACAUUCCAGGCUUGAAGGAUUUCAAGGGCAAGCUCAUGCACUCCGCAAACUACGAAGAAGGUUACGAUCUUUCGAAUAAACGUGUAGCUGUCAUCGGAGCUGGGAGCUCAGGCGUGCAAAUUGUGGCGGCUAUACAGCAGAAAGUUCAGCAUCUAUACCACUGGGUACGAUCUCCGAUAUGGAUCACAGCAGGCUUUGCGCAAACCUGGGCUGGAAAGAACGGAGCAAACUUCCGAUACAGCGAGGAGCAGCUCAAAUACCUCGAGGAAAACCCCAAGAAAUACCUCGAGUACCGGAAACAAAUUGAGAAUGAACUGAACCAACGCUUCAAAUUCAUCAUCAAAGGCAGUGAAGAAGCCCGUCAAGCACGCGAAUACGCCGACACCGAAAUGCGUAACAAACUCAACGACGACCCCCGUCUUGUCGAGAAAAUGAUACCAAAGAACUUCAAUCCGGGAUGCCGCCGUCCAACACCAGCACCAGGCUAUCUCGAAGCGCUCGUUGCACCCAACACAACUAUCUUCACCGAUCCCAUCGGCUCUAUAACAGCGGAUGGUUUCACGGACCACGAAGGUAAUCACCACCCCGUCGAUGUAAUAAUCUGCGCAACCGGCUUCGACACCUCUUGGCUCCCACGCUUCCCCUUCAUAGCCCACAGCCGCGAUCUACGCGACCUCUGGAGCCCCGAGAAAGGCGUAACAUCUUACCUCAGCGUCGGCAUACCCACGUUCCCCAAUACAUUUUCCUUCUGUGGUCCAUACGGUCCCCUGGGACACGGUUCCUUCAUGCCUUUGAUCGAACAAUGGACCCGCUACAUCUUCUCCGCCAUCACAAAAUGCCAGGUCGAGAACAUCAAAUCUCUUACCCCUAAACUUCAUCCUUCACUCCAGUUCCGCCAACACGCCGAUCUCUUCCUACAACGCACAGCUUGGACAUCACCUUGCCGCUCGUGGUUCAAGCAAGGGAAGACGGAUGGGCAAGCAGCGAUUUGGCCCGGUUCGCGUCUUCACUUUUUGAAAAUGAUGGAGGCGCCACGGUAUGAAGAUUUUGAGAUUGAGUAUUGGAACGGGAAUAUGUGGGCGUUUAUGGGGAAUGGGUUCGAGGUGAGGGAGUUUGAUGGCAGGGAUAUUACCGAUUAUCUGGGGAGUUUGAAUGAAGAGGGCAGGGAUGUGCAGCCGGAUUAUGACGAGGGACUGAAGGAUGUACUCGGCGGGUUUACGUUGGGGGAGGAGUAUGUUGUUAGGGGCGGGUAA
Messenger RNA from Alternaria atra, 1842 nucleotides. RefSeq lists its product as uncharacterized. Gene Ontology annotation, molecular function: N,N-dimethylaniline monooxygenase activity; NADP binding; flavin adenine dinucleotide binding. The record is from RefSeq and is a predicted model, not a curated record. The transcript has 2 exons. The coding region runs from base 1 to 1842 and encodes 613 amino acids. Lineage: Eukaryota; Fungi; Ascomycota; Dothideomycetes; Pleosporales; Pleosporaceae.